AUGGCUCCUGUCACCCCGUCUAGUACCAAUCGCACCUAUUAUCUGCCCCACCAUGCGGUCCUCAAGCCUGACAGCACUACUACUAAGUUACGUGUUGUAUUCAAUGCCUCGAAUCCGUCAGCAAAUGGAAACAGUUUGAAUGAUCUUCUCUAUCCCGGUCCCAUACUACAGGCUGAUUUGACCAUACUCAUUUUACGGUGGAGACUUUUCAGAUACGUUUUCAAUGCAGAUAUAGAGAAAAUGUAUCGCCAGAUUCUUGUAAACCCCUCUCAGACCUCCUUUCAGCGUAUCAUAUUCCGUAGCACUCCUCAACAUGAGCCUCAAGAUUUUGAACUCAAUACGGUUACUUUUGGUGUAAACUGCGCACCAUAUCUAGCGAUACGCACAUUACUUGAAUUAGCUAACAUCAGCGAACAAUCUAAUCCCUCAGUUUCUAAUAUUCUUCGGAAUUACAUGUACGUCGAUGAUGUCCUCGGCGGAGCUCACACAUUGUCUUCUGCUCUUAAGGUCAGGGACGAACUCAUCGAUGUCCUCACUUCAGCUGGUUUCUCUCUUCGAAAAUGGACUUCAAACAACGAUUUUUUGCUCCAAGGUCUGUCCCCAAGCCAUCUUCUAGGCGCAGAGUUCCUGAAACUAUCAGACUCUUGCACCACUAAAACUUUAGGCUUACGGUGGAAUGCCGGUUGUGACCAUUUCUACUUCCAACUUAAAAAAUCUCCCGAUAGAAGCUCUACUACGAAAAGAUCUGUCUUAUCUGAAAUCGCCAAACUCUUUGACCCCGCCGGCUGGCCAGCCCCUAAAAUAAUCGUAGCCAAAAUGAUUAUGCAGCAAAUUUGGAAAGACGAGACAAACUGGGAUGAAGACCUUAAGCCAUCCACACUUCUCCAGUGGCAUGCUUUCUUAGAUGACUAUUCCGAAAUAGAACGCGUCAAGAUUCCACGUUAUGUCGAUUUCGAUCCAUCAUUUUCCAUCGAGUUACAUGGCUUUUGUGACGCUUCGGAAAAAGCAUAUGCUGCCACAUUGUAUAUACGCGUCGAAAAUUUAGGCUGUGUUUCGUCACACCUCUUAGUCGCUAAAACGAAAGUUGCUCCCGUUAAAUUUGUCUCCCUACCCCGAAAAGAGCUAUGUGGAGCCGAACUUAUGGCCACCAUGAUUGAAAAUGUCCAAUCUCAAAUGAAUCUUCAGAACUGCAAAGUCUUUCUAUGGACCGAUUCAACCAUUGUCUUGGCAUGGUUACAGAAACCUCCUAAUCGUUGGAAAACAUUCGUUGAAAAUAGAGUUUCGUCCAUUAUUGAAAAAGUUGGAAGUCAAUCUUGGUUUCAUGUUGACUCCAAAAGUAAUCCCGCUGAUUUGGCAUCUCGUGGACUCACUGUCGCACAGCUUAUUUCGAAUAACUUAUGGUGGCAUGGUCCGUCAUGGCUUAGACUAUCUCCGGAUCACUGGCCUAGAAAUUCGGCAAAUUACUCGACAGACGAAGAGGUGAAACCUAUUCAUGUUCACCUAUCGCAUAUAACCAAUACUGAUAUCUUGAAAGAUUUCUCAAAUUUUCCCAGAGCUUUGCGCAUUAUCUGCCAAGUGUUCCGUUUUUAUUAUCGUUGCUGCAGAAGAUUGCAUCAUCAACUCGUAACAACUGACGAGCUAACCCGUGCGGAGUUGGAUCACGCAAAAACUCUAUUAGUAAUUGCCUCCCAGAAGUUUUAUUUUAAGAAAGAAUACGAUCUCCUAUCUCAAGGUCUAGACAUUCCAAAGAAAAGUCAUAUCUUAACUCUAAGUCCCUUUCUAGAUUCUGCAGGUGUUAUGAGACUAAACGGUUGUGAUACUUAA
Lucilia cuprina (Australian sheep blowfly) is the source of this 1824-nucleotide messenger RNA. RefSeq lists its product as uncharacterized. The record is from RefSeq and is a predicted model, not a curated record. Bases 1 to 1824 code for a protein of 607 amino acids. The transcript is spliced from 2 exons. Lineage: Eukaryota; Metazoa; Arthropoda; Insecta; Diptera; Calliphoridae.